Messenger RNA from Racocetra persica, 172 nucleotides. NCBI's taxonomy places the organism in Eukaryota, Fungi, Glomeromycota, Glomeromycetes, Diversisporales, Gigasporaceae. The record is from the annotation of a GenBank genome assembly.
AUGCUCACUCAACGGCCCGUUAGCUUGGAGAUCCUUAGCGGGACGGUUUCUUCGGCUUCUCAUGGAACAUUGAGGAAGAUACCAGUCAUUUUUAAGUUAACAACCACCGAUAAUAAACGAAUGCCUCGUGUUCAGGCUUCGAUGGGCGAUUUCAGCACCACUUUAGAUAGUU